AUGUCUAGAAGCAAAUCGCACAGCAUACCACCCCAAAGAGAACGGAGCUCAUCGUGGGAGCUUGACGCUGACUACGUUAAUGAAUCACACAUUAAAUCAUUUGCAGAGGCUUUACAAGCAGAGGACAUUACUCCACUUGAUCAUCCCGAGCCAACAAGCCCCGGCCUCUCGCCCACGGUGUUCACACCUACUGGACCGCGAGUGCGCAAGGUCUCCGCGCUGUCAGACUUCGCACCCGUGAAUUUGAAAGUAAAGAAACGGAAGAGGACCGGUAAACCGCAGCAGAAGAGGCAGGAAUGGCUCUUCCUUGUUUUGCGGUGGCCACUGUUGGCUAUCAUUUUUCUCAUCAUGGCCGUGCAAUUUAGCCUAUACAUUCUCAUCCGACAGCUCGUCAAUGCGAAGGAGUGGUUAUCAGCAUGGCGUGGACGCAAGGGCAUCCUACGCAAACGGCUUCGCAGUGCCAAGACUUACCAAGAAUGGAAAGAUGCGGCUUUAGUUCUUGAUGAGUAUCUCCAUUUUGACGAAUGGAAGACCACAGACGAAGACCCGUAUUAUGACUGGAAGCUGGUAAGAAAGGUUCGUCGGUCAUUAAGAAACCUGAGAGAGAAGAAGGACGCGAGAGGUGUUCUUGGCGUUUUGGAAACGAGUAUUCGUACCAAUUUUGCGGGUGUAGAGUCGGCGAGAUUAUACAGCGAAACAUUCUACGGCACGAAGGAUUUAAUUGAGUCCUAUAUUACCGAGCAGGAGAAAGCUAUCGAAUACGUUCGCGACACACCUGACUUAUCCCUUGAGGAGAAGAAACGGUUUUUCAAGAGCGCUAACACAAACCUCGGAACAUCUGCGCUUUGUCUGUCUGGUGGCGCAUCUUUUGGCUAUUACCAUUUCGGCGUCGUGAAAGCAUUCUUGGAUGCGGAUCUGCUUCCUCGCGUCAUUUCAGGUACUUCCGCUGGCGGCCUGGUGGCAGCAUUAGUUUGCACGCGUACAGAUACUGAACUUAAACACUUGCUCGUGCCUGAUCUUGCCAACCGCAUCACCGCCUUCGAGGAACCAUUCCAUCUGUGGUACAAGCGUUUCUGGACCACUGGAGCGCGAUUCGACAGCGUUCUUUGGGCGAGAAAGGCUUGCUUCUUCACUCGCGGUUCGACGACAUUCAAAGAGGCAUAUAUGCGGACAGGACGCAUAUUGAACAUAUCUGUAAUUCCUGCUGAACGUCACUCUCCCACCAAGCUACUGAACUAUAUCACGGCGCCGGAUACAGUGAUUUGGAGCGCGUUGCUCGCGUCUGCUGCGGUCCCUGGCAUAUUGAACCCUGUUGUCUUAAUGGAGAAGCUCAAGGAUGGUACCAUCGUACCUUGGAGUUGGGGUAGCAAGUUUAAGGACGGCUCCUUGAGAGUUGACAUUCCUGUCCAAUCGCUCAAUCUGUAUUUCAAUGUCACCCAUCCGGUGGUGUCGCAGGUUAACCCUCAUGUACACUUGUUCUUCUUUGCCCCGCGAGGAUCUGCCGGCAAGCCGGUUGCGCAUCGCAAAGGGAAAGGCUGGAGGGGCAAUUUCGUGCUAUCUGCGGCCGAACAAUGGUUGAAACUCGAGCUCACCAAGAACUUCAAGUUGAUUCGUGAUCUUGAUUUAUUGCCUGAGUUACUGGGCCAGGACUGGUCCAGUGUGUUCCUGCAGAGGUUUGAUGGAACUGUUACAAUUUGGCCUCGCACAAUAUUCAAAGAUUGGCUCCGUAUCCUCAGUGAUCCUGAUCCUGUGGAAUUGGACAGAAUGUUGCAAGUUGGUCAACUCGUUACUUGGCCUAAGCUGCACAUCUUCGAGAACAGAUACCGGCUCGAGAAGCAGAUCAUACUUGGCAGGCAGGCAGUCCGCAGAGCUACGCGUGCCCACGGCCAGGAGCGAUCUACCCUGAGGACCGCAGAACUGCAGGAGCGUGAUCCCCUACCAAGCGCAGAUACGAAACUCUUCGCUAACUUCACCCCACCCGUAUUUACUCCGCCUAUCACUUUGACAACAUCUGAGGGGCCUAUACCAAUUGAUUCCGAUGCUGAAGCAGCAUACCUCAACGGAUCGUUGAAAGACGAACACUAUCUCCGAACCCAUCCUCCUGCGAGAUCUCAAGAUUGUCGUCGCUCUUCUGUGCGCCGCCGCCAGUGGGUGACGAACACGUCGCAUCAUGACGAGAGAGAUGUCUUGGAGGAGGGUGACUUCGGCGGUGCCACUCCCGAUCCUCCGCCCCCGACAAGUACCGCGUCGAACACCCCGCCUCACCCUGCUCCUCAGCCUCCUCUCAGUGCCAAUAGCGCAGCCGGAUUCUUCAAGAGACUACGUACAGGCUCCCUGUCGUCAACCUUCUCACCGUUCGCAUCGUUGCGCCGAAAUAGCAGGUUGGCUACUUCGGACUCGCACCAGGAUUCGUUGUUGGACCCGUCCUACUCCGGGGACAGCUCAUCCGACGACGAGCUUUCCGUGAUAUCACUGCGACGUAGUCGUGUUUCAUCGCUGCUGGACAUACGACCAGACCAGGGACUCUCCGACGAAGAAAGCGAUGACCAUUGA
Messenger RNA from Sparassis crispa, 2553 nucleotides. Its product is annotated as Patatin-like phospholipase domain-containing protein. The record is from RefSeq and is a predicted model, not a curated record. Gene Ontology annotation, biological process: lipid metabolic process. NCBI's taxonomy places the organism in Eukaryota, Fungi, Basidiomycota, Agaricomycetes, Polyporales, Sparassidaceae. The transcript is spliced from 20 exons. Gene Ontology annotation, molecular function: triacylglycerol lipase activity. The coding region runs from base 1 to 2553 and encodes 850 amino acids.